Aphanomyces invadans is the source of this 642-nucleotide messenger RNA. RefSeq lists its product as hypothetical. Gene Ontology annotation, molecular function: 3'-5'-RNA exonuclease activity. The record is from RefSeq and is a predicted model, not a curated record. Lineage: Eukaryota; Oomycota; Saprolegniomycetes; Saprolegniales; Verrucalvaceae. Gene Ontology annotation, cellular component: nucleus. The transcript is spliced from 3 exons. Gene Ontology annotation, biological process: U6 snRNA 3'-end processing. Bases 1 to 642 code for a protein of 213 amino acids.
AUGUGGACCUUUCACAACGUACAUUUCCGGAUUUCGAGGGAUAUAAUGGCAACUUUGGUUGCGUACAGCGACAGCGGCGAGUCGGAGAGCGACGAGGAUGGGGCUGUCCACACGAAGAAGCGACAACGUGUCGAGCAGACGGCAGAUGAAGUGCGAUGGAUUCGCUCGUUUCCCCAUGUAGAUGGCAACUGGCCGUCGUACAUCUCCUUUCAAGUCCACCCAAGCAAGCUCAUGCGAGAGAUGGCGGACUAUGCCAUGCAGCUAGCCCAAACACGAGCUGCCCCAAUGGACUUGAGGCUGGUGCCCAUCGAAUCUCCUUACUCUGAGCCCUCCAAGGAAAGCGAUGUAGACUCAACAGGCGGCGUAUUCCACCUCAGCCUCUCGCGCACGUUUGUUCUCAAGAGAGCCGAGAUCGAUCCCUUCAUCCGCGCGCUACGACUAGCCCUGCGGUAUCGCAAGCGGCUUCGUGUGGGCGUCCAAGGACUCCGCGUCCUCGUCAACGACGAGCGCACUCGGCUAUUUGUCACUGUACCCGUGGUCGCUGGCGCCGCCGACGUCUGCCAUGUCAUUCGUUGCGUGGACAAAUGCAUGCAGCAGUUCGACCUGGCCGUCUACUAUGCCGUACGUCGUCCCCACCGGUGA